AAGUUAGCGCUCGGGUGCCAGUCUGGUCCGUAGCCACGAUGGAUACAAUACCGUGCAUUUUGCUCGUCCUGCUUUCUUUAACAAGGAUCCAGGAAAAUAACGCCCUCCAGUGUCACUGUGAGCGCUGCAGUGCCAACUCGAGCUGCACAACAGAUGGCGUCUGUUUCGUCAAUAUCCGCAAGACGGGCAACCGGUUAACGACGGAGCUGCGCCAGUGUGUUUCCGAAAAAGAACUGUUCCCGAGGGAUCGACCCUUCAUCUGCGCCCCAUCCUUCAAGCAUGACACAGUCCUUCAUCCCAUUUGCUGUACCACCGAUUAUUGCAACAAGGACCCUGACCUCACCGGUUUCCCUAUCCCGACUGCAAAAACGCCGUCUCUGGGACCCGUGGCUCUGGCUGCAGUGAUUGCUGGGCCAGUGUGUAUAUUCUGCUUGCUGCUGGCUUUGGCAUUCUACAUCUGCCACUGGCGGGGGCUGGGCGCUGGGGGGGCAGGGGCCCACCAUCACCACCACCACCGUGUGCCCAAUGAGGAGGAUCCCUCCAUGGACCACCCCUUCAUCUCUGUCGGAACAACACUGAAGGACCUCAUCUAUGAUAUGACCACCUCGGGUUCAGGAUCAGGCCUGCCACUUCUUGUCCAGAGAACCAUUGCUAGGACCAUCAUCCUCCAGGAGAGCAUAGGGAAAGGGCGUUUUGGGGAGGUGUGGCGGGGUAAAUGGCGUGGCGAGGAAGUGGCUGUCAAGAUUUUCUCCUCCCGGGAGGAGAGGUCUUGGUUCCGAGAGGCUGAGAUCUACCAAACCGUCAUGCUGAGACAUGAGAACAUUUUGGGCUUCAUCGCCGCAGACAAUAAAGAUAACGGGACGUGGACUCAACUGUGGCUGGUGUCUGACUACCAUGAGCACGGCUCUCUGUUCGACUACCUUAACCGCUACACGGUCACCGUGGAAGGCAUGAUCAAGCUGUCUCUGUCCACAGCGAGUGGCCUGGCCCACCUCCAUAUGGAAAUCGUUGGCACACAAGGUAAACCAGCGAUUGCUCACCGAGACCUGAAAUCAAAGAACAUUCUGGUGAAGAAGAACGGAACCGGCUGCAUUGCAGAUUUAGGUCUAGCGGUCCGCCACGACUCGGCCACUGACACGAUUGACAUUGCUCCAAAUCACAGAGUGGGAACCAAAAGGUACAUGGCACCAGAAGUACUGGAUGACUCCAUAAACAUGAAACACUUUGAAUCUUUCAAGCGAGCUGACAUCUACGCCAUGGGAUUGGUCUUCUGGGAGAUUGCCAGUCGCUGCUCCAUGGGAGGAAUCCAUGAGGACUACCAGCUCCCGUACUAUGACCUGGUUCAGUCAGAUCCAUCGGUAGAGGAGAUGAGGAAGGUGGUUUGUGAGCAGAAGCUUCGCCCUAACAUUCCCAACCGCUGGCAAAGUUGCGAGGCGUUGCGCGUCAUGGCCAAGAUCAUGAGAGAGUGCUGGUACGCCAACGGCGCCGCCCGGCUCACGGCGCUACGGAUCAAGAAGACCCUAUCCCAGCUAAGCCAACAAGAAGGAAUUAAGAUGUAGACCGCACACUACCAAAACACGCAAAACACAUUUCUGACUGGCAGCCAUAUCAUUCGCAUUACAUCGUUUCGACAUUGCCAUUCAUUCAGUUUUCCUCCCCUCCGGAUUGGAAGGAAAGCUCAGACAUCAUUAGUGGUGUCUGUUUCUCACCCUGAACUCACCUAAACGUGAGUUCGGCCAUUUAAAACCCAAGACCUGAAUCCACUGACGGAUGGAUAAACUGACGAGGGACGUCUGUCUGCAUUAAAGGAAGCCUUGGCCCAUUUUCCUCCAUGCUCCUUUGACUCAUUAAAGGAAAACUUUUCAAGAGCCAUUAGGGCAACGGGAAGACAUCCAGACGGUCAGCUGGUACCACCCGAGAGACCACUGAGCUGCCUUACAUAUUGAUCGCCUCAUUUGUAUAUUAGCCUUUCAUUUUUCACUGUAAGCUACCCGCGUUCAUUCAAUACUUGCCUCUAAUAUGAUCCGUCACGGUCCACAAAGACGAUUUACAAACAAAAACUUUCUUUAAAGAAUGUCGUGAUGUGAUGCAAAGUGCUCCCGCAACACUAAUGAAUUCUAGUACUGGGUCAACCGUCAUUAGUUUGACUGCAGUGAGAAAUACGACACAGCACGGGGUAAUCAUUUCUAAUCGGCCUAGUUCAAGCAAAGCGAUGCUUGUGAACUCUACAUUCAUAUGAAAAUGCAGUUUUGUUGUACUGGGAGCAGCAAAGGGAAGUUGUUGUCUGCCAGGACUAUUUGGAAAGUUGCUUCAAUCGGGAUUUUUACUCAUCGUAGAUGUUGGAUGCGAGUAUACUGAGGACUGAAGCACGGACCAGAAUUAAGUAUUAGAAUUUGGUGCAAAAGUUGCACCUGGUUUUCAUUUUCUUGUUGAUAUGUUAUUUCCCCAUCUCCUCCUGUAUUAUCAACGAGAUGGAAAGGUCAGUUUAAUUUAUUGAUUUUUUUUUUCCUUUUCUUUUUGAGUGGCAGGGCAUCUUCUUUUUCCUCCCCUUUUGAAUACUGGACAUGAUGACCUCAUUCAGUUUUGGCAAACAUGCUGCACCAUAUGCAAUUAACAGUAGAAGAUAAACGUAUAUUUUCUAUAUACUCUGCUAAAAUCACAAACAACAACAACAAUCAGUUGCCGCCAUGCCUUCCAGUCCAGCUGUUACCGGAAAGUGCCAGUGCUUAAAAAAAAGAAAAAAAAAAUACAACUCAUGCCAGCUGCUGUGCAAAGCAUUUGUUUUUGUUGUGUAUGCAGCUGCUGUUUGUGUAUAUGUGUGUGUGUGUGAGAGAGAGAGGAGGCCGAGCAUACAGUAGCUCGAACUAUGCACACCCGAAAAGUUCUGAAGGAAAUGAUACGUCACAACGCACAACACCACCCAGCCUCGACCCUCUGGUGCCAUUUCACGACUCUGAACACACAAACACCUCAGCAAACAACUCUAUGCCCGGUGGCCGCAUGUUCUGGAGGCAAACAGCGUAAGAAAAACUUUAAAAAAAAAACAAACUCUGAAUAUAAUCUGUUGGAUUUCAUGUAAAAGGUCUUCUUGGAAAAUAUUGUGCAACAACAUUUACGUUUCAUAGUAGGACAAGCCAUAGGUUGGAAAUGUAAAUAUAUUUUCGGGGUACGUUACAACAUCGAUGAAAAGAAGAAUUAUCCUUGUGAGACUUUAGGGACCAACGACAGGAUCCUUUAUGUACAUAUGCAAGAGGUCAAGUAAAAAAAACUAGAAUUGAUCAAUAUGUUGUUCACUAGUCACAUCAAAUCAUCCUUUUAACUAGCACAACUAAGAAUUGGAAAUUUAAUUAGGUCCAUGUAGGGUUUUUUUCCCAUUGAUUCGGACUCUGCCCUCCAAAUAUCUUAAAAACGUGACGUGCUUGAAAAAAUUGGCUCCCCAACGCCGCCAUCUCCGAUUAAAAUAAGCCCAAUGUAAUUUUGCAAGGGGAUCUCAGUCUACUGUACAGCCAAAAUCACAUGUAGCAACCGGUGUCACUCUUUGGAGUCGUAUUUGUUUUGCUGCCAAGAUUCCUCUAAUGUACAUUGUUUGCAUUUGCUCUUUAUGUCAAAAGCCAUUGUAAUACAGAGACCAAAAGAUUGAUUUCAAUGCAGCUUUUUACAUAGCCAAUAGAAAUCCCUCAUGUUCACUUUGACCUCCCUCGCCCUCCGUGUUUGUUUCCAACGUUUAUUCUAAUAGCUUUGUGACGUAUCGACAUGUUGCCUAUUUGUCCCGCGCUGCCGUUGGAUGUAAAUAUCCUCACAUAGGUUCAAAUCGAGUUAUUCCGUUCCAUCAAGGUUGUCAUUCUUAGUUGAAAUUCAUUUUUUCCCGACAUAAAUUCAAGGUAAUCAAACAGUCUGUGAUUGGUUGUUUUUCCUCAGGCUUGGUGAUUUCAUAUUGUUACUUGGUUUGGAGAUCGGCAAGGCUUUUUUUGGUGCUGUCUUCUCACUUGUGCACUUCAUACCUGGCCUGGUUGAUUAAGAAGGAACGGGACUGAAAGUAGUCUCACGCUCAAGUGGCUUUUAUUUGUGCUAUCAAAUUGAAUAAGGUUACUGACUGGAAUGAUGGACCGAUCUGUGUCUAGGCUCUGGAGGAUUGGCGGUGAUGGUGGGAUGAGAGCAUCAUUUAGGGUGGUUUGUGUGUUCCGUUAGCAAUGUCAUUUCUCUGGGAUUAUAAAAAAAAAAAAAAACUGCAGCACCUCUGGUAUGUGUCAACUCGGAUAACUGUCAUCUUGUCUUAAAUGUCACCAGCAGCCUUGUACUUUUUCUUUCUUUUCUUUUCAAAGGUGACUUAAGUGUACAGAACACAUUUGACGUGAUCUUUUUGGUCUUCACCCAGCAAAUCUGUACGAGCUCGAUUCUUUGUUGUUUUUCUGUCUUGUCAUGCAUUCCAUGCGCUCGAAACGUCGUCGCUACAAAAGGCCACCACUUCACUGCAGUUUGCAGCUCAGCUCAGGUUUCACUUGACUGAAACGGCGCAUUUCUAUUUCAUUCCGAGUUAACAUUUGAAACGGAUACGCAGGCACAAACAGGGAUUGUACAUUUCAAAACUUCACUUUUGGCCGAUUAAUCGGCCUAUGUAAGCCGCAAAAGCUGGUUGAUUUUUCACUGUAAAAUAUGAUCAAUAUUAGUCAGUCCCUACUGCAAUUUUUUACGAUAUAUUAGAAGUGACUUUUUACAGCACUUCUAUAUGCUUCUUUGAAUUCAAACCAAUUCAGGUCUCUUAAAAUGGCUGCAAAUUGCGUUUGCAAUUUUAUCUAGCAGAUGUGAGCUGCAAUCUCUGAGCCACUUUGUGUCUCCCAAGCCUGUCAGGUGUACUGUAUGCCUUUUCUUGAAAAAAGAUCUAUUUUCCUGCUCUAAAAAGAGGGACACCGAAAACUAUGCCAGCAGCGCUACCACCUCAGACCAUAAACAGCUGUGAAUGUAUCGAGCCAGCAUCCGAGCAUGUACGACCAGUCGGAGCUCAACCUGCGUCACGACCCAAAGGUCGAGGCGGCAGUUGGUGAGCAUGCAAAUAUCCGCGACACUGGUCGUCCUCUCUUUUUUUAUGCAAAAAACCGCCAGAGCAUCAGAAAGCGGUUCAGGAAAUGAGCAAGUUGUAGCCCACCGCUCACCAACAGGGAUUUCAAUAUGACUCUGAGAAGGCUUGGGUCAGAAAGUGAUUGGAAAGGCUGCAGUUAAGUUGUUGUGGCAAAGUAGCAGAAAGCUUUAUUUUUAUUCAUGACGUUUUUAAAUGCCAAGACUGCACACGAGUGUCCAUUCGCUUUUUUAGAAACACAGGUGGAGCUAGAGGGGGGCGCGGGGGCACUGCCCCUCCCAGGUGCCACGACAGAUCAUCGACUUUCAUUUUUCAACAUUUUCACAAAAUACUAAAAAAAAAUUUGAGGGGGUAAAAAAUAUGUUAAAUAAAAAUAAAUGUUUUAAAAUAAUGUUUUGUGGACCCCCUGACAUAUACUUGCCCCCCCUCUCAGAGGAGAAACACUCUAGCUCCGCCAGUGUGCAGAAGUCAUCCGGAAGCUAAACAUCAUCAUAAUCAUAAUCAACCUUUUAAUAAAAAAUAAAAAAAUUCUAAGAGAAAAUACCUCCAUUUUAAAGAGCAAUGUGUUUUACCUCACUGUACAUAUAGUCUAUUUGUUUACUCCCAUUUGUUUUAUUUCUAUGAAAUGUUGAAGAAAUUAAAGAGAAAUUUUGUUUUCUUUCUUCUGUGGUACGUUUUUUUUCAUCACGCGGCAUCGUAUUGUAUUUUGUGAGUCCAAACAUUGAUGGAACGUUGCCAUUCAUGCUCUGUUUUGGUAGUGUUGUUGUACGUCUGCUGUACAGUCAAAAAGUGCUUUACAGAUGUCAAGCCCCAUUCUGAGCUCUGCUACAAAUGCCUUGUUCAAUAUGCUCUUUGUCUUAAAACUAAACAAGAGGGGGAUUAAAAAAAAAAAAGUGGUGUUGGUGUCGCCACGUGACCCCUCUUGGAUUUCUAAACAUAAUAUCUUGACUUUUUUAUAUAGUGUGUACAGGUGAAUGAGAGACCAUAGGAACUAGAGGACUGAAACAUGUUAACUUUUAACAUAGCUGGAAUAGAAAAUGGUGUGAAUAAAGAAUGUUUCACUACA
Syngnathus typhle (broad-nosed pipefish) is the source of this 6140-nucleotide messenger RNA. It is a transcript of the gene tgfbr1b, whose product is annotated as transforming growth factor, beta receptor 1 b. Gene Ontology annotation, cellular component: activin receptor complex; plasma membrane. Gene Ontology annotation, biological process: activin receptor signaling pathway; transforming growth factor beta receptor signaling pathway; protein phosphorylation. The coding region runs from base 39 to 1559 and encodes 506 amino acids. The record is from RefSeq and is a predicted model, not a curated record. Gene Ontology annotation, molecular function: transforming growth factor beta receptor activity, type I; SMAD binding; ATP binding. The transcript is spliced from 9 exons. NCBI's taxonomy places the organism in Eukaryota, Metazoa, Chordata, Actinopteri, Syngnathiformes, Syngnathidae.